CAGGUUCCCUCAGCAGGCGCCGGGCUCGCUCCGGCCACCCGGCGGCGCUCCCGGGCCGCCCGCUCUGAGGGGAGGCGGCGCCGCGCCGUCAUCAGCCGGCGCCGAGAGGCCGAGAAGCGCCGCGGUUCCCUUCGUGGUUGGGGUACGCCUGGAGGGCUCGGGGACUGUGACUGGAGCUCCGCGUCCUCGUGAACAUGGAUUCACAGAAGGAUGUUCAGCCUCCAAAGCAGCAGCCAAUGAUUUACAUUUGUGGAGAAUGCCAUACAGAAAAUGAAAUAAAGGCAAGAGAUCCUAUCAGAUGCCGAGAAUGCGGGUACAGAAUAAUGUACAAGAAAAGGACAAAAAGAUUGGUGGUUUUUGAUGCCCGGUGAUGUGAGCUGAAGAUAUAUUGAUUAUUAUGCUGCAGUUUAUUAUUUCUGACUUUGUUCUGUAAAUCUAUUAGUGUACAAAUGCAUAUUUUUCUUUUAAGAUAUUAAAAUAUUAAACUUCA
Anas platyrhynchos (mallard) is the source of this 490-nucleotide messenger RNA. RefSeq names its product RNA polymerase II, I and III subunit K (gene POLR2K). Gene Ontology annotation, cellular component: RNA polymerase III complex; RNA polymerase II, core complex; RNA polymerase I complex. The record is from RefSeq and is a predicted model, not a curated record. Gene Ontology annotation, molecular function: DNA binding; zinc ion binding. Gene Ontology annotation, biological process: DNA-templated transcription. NCBI's taxonomy places the organism in Eukaryota, Metazoa, Chordata, Aves, Anseriformes, Anatidae.